This is a messenger RNA of Hippoglossus stenolepis (Pacific halibut), 2650 nucleotides long. RefSeq names its product RUN domain containing 3Ab (gene rundc3ab). NCBI's taxonomy places the organism in Eukaryota, Metazoa, Chordata, Actinopteri, Pleuronectiformes, Pleuronectidae. Gene Ontology annotation, cellular component: cytosol. The record is from RefSeq and is a predicted model, not a curated record. The coding region runs from base 289 to 1551 and encodes 420 amino acids. The transcript is spliced from 11 exons.
GAGAGAGAGAGAGAGAGAGAGAGACAGAUGUAAGUGGCUCGUCUGUGUACUUUAGAGGAAUAAUAAUAAAAAAGCAGAACAACACUGUGCGGACGUGUGAUGCAUGAAGCUGUGUCCGCCUGUCUGCAGCUCUGAUGCCAGCACAUCGCAUCCUCCUCUCCGGCUUCCAGAAGCAGUGAGUGUGGGGGGGGGGCGCCAACAGGGAGGGGUCCUUCCAUACCCUUCCUCUUCCUCCUCCUCCUCCUCCUCCUCCAACUCCUCCUGCCACCCGGCGGUGUGCGGGCAGCGAUGGCCACGGGAGAUGUGUCGAAGAAAGCGUCGGUGAGGAACGUGGCGGUGGAGAGAAAGAACCUCAUCACCGUGUGCAGAUUCUCAGUAAAGACGCUGUUGGAGAAAUACACAGCCGAGCCCAUCGAUGAUUCAUCCGAGGAGUUCAUCAAUUUCGCCGCCAUCCUCGAGCACAUCCUCAGCCACCGAUUCAAAGGCUCUGGCAACUGGUUCGAUGGACAGAGGAGUUACUGGGACUACGUCCGCCUGGCAUGUGCCAAAGUCCCCCACAGCUGCAUCAGCAGCAUCGAGAGCAUGGAAAACAUCAGCACCUCACGAGCCAAGGGCCGAGCCUGGGUGAGAGUCGCCCUGAUGGAGAAGAGACUGUCUGAAUACAUCGUUACUGCUCUGAGGGACAGCAGAACAACCAGGAGGUUAUACGCAGAAGGAGCCAUCAUGUUGAGGGAGGAAGCCACAGUUCUUACGGGGAUGCUCAUAGGUCUCGGAGCCAUAGACUUCAGUUUCUGUCUGAAGGGGGAGGCCUUGGACGGAAAAUCUGCGGCAGUGAUCGAUUACACACCGUACUUGAAAUUCACACAAAGCUACGACUACCAGAGUGAUGAUGACGAUCAGCACAGUGUCGACAGCAGCACGAGCGAUGACAGCGUCCCCGAUCACCCCUACGUCCCCCUGGUCACUGACCAGGAGAGCUGGAGCACAAAGUGUCGCAAGAUGGAGCAGAGGUUCAAGAUUGUCAACGCUCAGAAGGGUUACCUGGAGGAGCUUGUGCGCCUGCGUGAGUCCCAGCUGAAGAACACGGAGUUGGAGAACAAGAGGCUGAAGACCCGGCUGGAGGAGAUACAGAGCCAGAGCCAUCUGGAGAAGAAGGAGCUGGAGGCCAUCGUCCUGGAGCUUCAGGAGCAGCUGACAAGCUUGAUUCCAUGUGAUUCCAAUCAUCUGGCCAAAAACCUCUCGAUACCCCUGAUCAACCAGUGGCCGGUACUCCAGCCGUACAACAACCAAGAGAACGUCAAGCUGUUCCGCAGGAGGAGCUUCCCCAGCACGGAGCUGCUGUCAGUGGAGCUCAGCCUGGAUUCAGACUCUCAGAGGAUGGGGAAACAGAACGGAGAUUGGUGCACAGAAAAGGACUACACCCCCUCCAUGAUGGGCCUGUGUGGGUCCUUGGCCUCGAUCCCGAGCUGCAAGUCUCUAACAAGCCUCAAGUCCACUGAGUGCCUGGUUAACAUCAGCACAGAAAACAGUCCUGCGCUCUCUCCCAGCUAGGGGGCGCCAAAGAAACACUGCCAACCACUCAACAAACAGACAAUUCAAAAAACAAAAAGAGGACUUUUGGUAGGCGGACAAACGCGUUGUCUUUUCGCGACCCUCGAGUGCGUCCAGUUACCUUUUACGCUCCGAGCUCAGCACUCUCUCUAGCUUCACCUUUCAAGCGUUUGAGGAAGAGUGGCCUCCCCCGUCUGGGACUGUCCCAACAAAGACGCAGGGAUCAGCUGCUGUGCUGCCCGACGGCCUCCCUCACUUUCACUGUCUCUCAUUGUCUUGACAUGAUUAAGCCUCCUGGAAUGCAAACAACUGGUUCAUGUUUGACCUCUCUUGAAUCACCACACUUGAUUUUGUGCAAUGGCGGUAAUGCAUCUGUACCGGUCACGCUCAUCCAAACUCACUGUAGGGGCUGUUCUGUAUGUACCUGUCUGUUUGUCAGUGUCUUAUCAGUCUGUCAGUGUGUCUGCUGCAAAAUACAGACAGGUCUGUUGAGUUGUUUUAGGAAACAGAAAGAAUGUUUUGCCAUAUUACAAGAGAUAAAAAAAAAAAGGAGGUUGUUGAUGUGCCGAACCAAACAUGUGGCUACAGGUUGUAUGAAUUUGUAUAAAAAUUAACAGACGUAGCUUUAUGAUGUUAGGAUGAAUGCCAGUAUAGACCUUAUUCAAUCAUACAGUAGGUUAGAUACAGGUUUUGGGGAUGUGACACAAAUGAUCUGUGAGGUUACCAAGGUUUGCAGGGGCACUACAAUUUGAACAUAAAAAAAAUAAAGAUGUAAUAUCUAUUGCAUACAAAUGCAAAAUGCAUUGUGACUAUGCAGCGUGAAUGUUUUCAUUGUCUUUUUCUACAAACCUGGCUCGAUAGAAUAGUUUGAGAGAAAUGGUGAAUGUGUAACGUGCGUGUGUGUCAUCAGGUUUUUGUUUUAAUUUGUGUCUCCUUGUGAUCGUUUCUUUUUUGUGUUGUAAUUCAUUUUAUGUCACGGAGUACUUACCAAUAUACUUUAGCAUCAUGUAAAUUGCAAUCUCAUGCGGUUUUGGUGAGAGUUGGGUUAUGUUGUGUUAUUUAAAUCUGCAAUAAAACUGCCUUUUUUUGAAACAUUAAA